Molecule: messenger RNA, 2873 nt
Organism: Phacochoerus africanus (Common warthog)
Lineage: Eukaryota; Metazoa; Chordata; Mammalia; Artiodactyla; Suidae
Gene: LRIT3
Product: leucine rich repeat, Ig-like and transmembrane domains 3
Exons: 4
Coding region: 810-2816 (668 amino acids)
Molecular function (GO): protein binding
Source: RefSeq, a predicted model, not a curated record
AUCAACUAUAAUAAAAAUAUUCAAUUUUUAUUUUCUGAUAGAGCCUAACAUGCUAAAAAACAGGACAGUUGAGCUUCAGAUAAGGUUUGAUUGCCUAUAACUUGGGAAUAAACUGUAUUCUUGAAUGAAGGUAAUGGCUGUCACUAAAAACUAAUGUGCUGGGACAAGCCCGCCCUGCACAGAGAUGACCUGGGAGAAGUAGAGGAUGCGCGCCCACCAGAGUCCUAGUCCUGCCACUUCAAUAGUAGAUUGAAGCAUUUGGCCUCAACAAAUCUAGGUACCAGAAUUUUUUCAGUUUGUUUUUGGGGGCUAGCCAAUAGUGGUUGCUUGCUCUAAAUCAAUUUUAUGUCCUAUGCCUCUGUUUUUAAAGAUGAAUUUUAUCAAACUGAAUAUUAUAUAUGUUGGUAAAAAGCAAAAAGUAAAAUCUAUAAUGUUACAACAUGCAAGUGAGAACAUUGAAUUAUUUUGAAAUGUAUGUCUCUUCAAGGUGUAGUAGACAAUUACAUCCAUAGGAAAGGGAUUUAAUAGGUAUUUCCUUGAAAACUCUAGAUACGGGCAACUAUUGAAAUUUUCCUGACACGUGUUUCAUUUUCACUUCCCUUAGAGUGUGUUAUUUUGCUGAUACCAGAUUCAAAGCCUAGGUCGAUUGAUCCCCUGCGGGAUACACUUGAAGGUUAAGUAACUACAGAUCUCAGCUAAUCCGUGUAAUCUGCUGUUACUAAAUGGCCGUUUGUAUUCCUAGCACACCAGUUUCUGAAUGCUUAGGGUUUGGUUUUUACCUUUUGUCCAAAUAACUUCUAAAAGGAGCCAUGCAUCUUUUUGCAAGUCUGUGCAUUGCACUUAGCUUUUUGGAAGGAGUGGGCUGUUCGUGUCCUUCACAGUGCACCUGUGAUUAUCACGGCAGAAAUGACGGCAUGGGAUCAAGGUCGGUGCUAUGUAAUGACCAGGAUAUGAAUGAGAUACCUACAAACAUCCCUGUGGACACUGUGAAGCUUCGCGUAGAGAAGACCGUUGUCCGUGGGGUCCCCGCCGAGGCCUUCUACUACCUGGUGGAGCUCCAGUACCUGUGGUUGACUUACAACUCUGUGGCCAGCCUCGACACCAGCAGCUUUUACAACCUAAAGCGGCUGCAUGAGUUGCGCUUGGAUGGAAAUUCUCUGGCCGCUUUCCCUUGGACAUCUCUCAGAGACAUGCCGCGUCUGAGGACCCUGGAUUUGCACAAUAACAGAAUAACCAGUGUGUCAAACGAGGCAAUCAGGUACCUGAAGAACCUCACCUACUUGGAUUUAUCAAGCAACAGAUUAACCACACUGCCGCCAGAUUUCCUGGAGAGCUGGUCCCACUUAUUUACAUCCAGAAGCCUGGACCUUUCACCAAGAAGAAUCAUUCUCGGUCUGCAGGACAACCCAUGGUUCUGUGACUGUCACAUUUCCAAAAUAAUGGCAUUGUCAAAAGUCGCUGACCCUGAGGUAGUACUUCUUGAUCCACUGAUGAUUUGCAGUGAACCAGAACGCCUCACAGGCAUUUCGUUUCAGCGGGCUGAGUUGGAGCAGUGUGUGAAGCCAUCAGUGAUGACCUCGGCCACACAGAUCACGUCUGCCCCGGGCAGCAAUGUUCUGCUGCGGUGUGAUGCCACUGGCUACCCCACCCCACAGCUCACAUGGACCAGACCAGAUAGCUCUCCAGUUAAUUAUACAGUAAUUCAAGAAUCUCCAGGGGAGGGAGUCAGAUGGUCCAUAAUAAGCCUGACAGGCAUUUCUCACAUGGAUGCUGGGGAUUACAAAUGCAAGGCCAAAAAUUUGGCUGGGAUGUCAGAAGCUGUGGUUACUGUGACAGUGCUUGGUGUUGUCCCAACCACCAUAUCAUCAGACACUUCUGAAAGAAGAAGUGGGGAUCACCCUGAGCAAGCGGUCCAGCUGGGAUCUAGAAGAUCUGCAUUGCUACCUGGUUCAUCGCCGUCUCCCUGGCUUUAUUUCUCCUCUUCUUCCUCCUCCGCUUCUUCCACUUUUCUUCCUCCCUCUACUUUGCCUCCUCCCUCUUCCGCCUCCUUCUCCUUAUCUCCUUUCUUCUCCACUGUUUCUUCAGCCACAGCUCCAAGCACUAGAAUUUCCACAAGCACCACCACAGCCGGCCGGCCCUCACCGCGUCCCGGUGGGAAAAGAAAUGUCAAGAUGCAGACGGGUGGCGGUAAGCUGUCCCCAGUUAGUGCAAGUCAAAGGGAAGAGCUGGCAUUGUCAGAUCAAGGCCUGCUGAUGGGAACAAAUGCCACAAUAGAAAAUCUGCAGGUAGUCAGUGAGACCGAAGAGAGUGUGAUUUUGACCUGGAACACCAUUAACACCACGCAGAACUUGGAAGUGACUGUGCUGUAUUCCAGGUAUGGGGAGAAGGACCUGCUGCUGCUUAAUGCAGACCCCAGCAAGAACCAAGUCACCAUAAAUGGCUUGUUGCCUGGUCGGCAAUAUAUAGCCUGUGUCUGUCCAAAAGGGACGCCGCCCCAGAAAGACCAGUGUAUCACCUUUUCUACUGACAGGGUUGAAGAAGGUGAUUCUCAAGUGUCUCUCCUUAUGGUGGUGAGUGGUGCUGCCUGUGUUUUUGUCCUGCCAUUGAUUUUUUUCCUGUUGUACAAGGUUUGCAAACUGCAGUGUAAGUCAGAAUCCUUCUGGGAAGAUGAUUUGGCUAAAGAGACGUAUAUCCCGUUUGAGACGCUGUCCCCCAGGUCUCAAAGUGUAGGGGAACUUUGGACUCGAAGUCACAGAAAUGAUUCAGAAAAAUUACUGCUUUGCUCUAGGUCAAGUGUGGAAUCGCAAGACUUUUAAAAGUGAGGGACCAGAGUGUUAUUGCUAAGGUUUUACAGCUCAGGCACAUGAGAGUGC